This is a messenger RNA of Kwoniella shivajii, 1116 nucleotides long. RefSeq lists its product as uncharacterized. Gene Ontology annotation, molecular function: cysteine-type deubiquitinase activity. Gene Ontology annotation, biological process: endoplasmic reticulum unfolded protein response; protein deubiquitination. Gene Ontology annotation, cellular component: nucleus; cytosol. The transcript has 10 exons. NCBI's taxonomy places the organism in Eukaryota, Fungi, Basidiomycota, Tremellomycetes, Tremellales, Cryptococcaceae. The record is from RefSeq and is a predicted model, not a curated record. The coding region runs from base 1 to 1116 and encodes 371 amino acids.
AUGCCAAACAUCACAAUAACUAACGUACAUUGUUCAUUUUACGUUCGAUUAAGAACUCCUAGAGGAGUAUCAACAUUAGAGUUUGAUCCUGAAUCAACAACGAUAGAUGAUUUGAAGAUAUUGAUUUUCUCUUCUACUGAAAUACCUCCAAGUGAACAAGAAUUGAAAUAUAGUUAUCCACCUAAAUCAUUACCUGAAUCAAAAAAUCCAUUAUCUUCUAUACCUAUAACGAGAGGUGAACAAAUCAUCGUUACUUCCAACCCAUCACUAUCACUAUCAUCAACUACGUCUACAUCUACACCGACUUCUAACACACAAGAGAGAACGACAACUUCAAGGAUAGACGCUACAAGAACACCUACACCUGCACCGUCGAUAAAAGCUAUAAACGAAUCGAUAUCUGCUCCUUCACCAAUAACAUCCACAACUCCUAGAAGACCUGAAAGUCCUCUAGGCUCGAAUGAUAUACCACUCGAAACCAGUGACAGUGUAGCUUUACCUGGGAGAGAUGCUGGAUUUCUUCAGUUGAGAGUCGUCCCAGAUGACAAUUCUUGCUUGUUCAGUGCUAUCGGCGUGGUGUUUGAAGGCGGUAUAGAUGCGGCUCAAAAGUUGAGAAAGGUUGUUGCUGAUGUGAUAAAGAAUGACCCUUUCACUUAUUCCGAUGUGAUGCUAGGUCAAUCAGCCGAUUCAUACAUAGAUAAGAUCUCUAGACCGGAAACAUGGGGUGGUGCAAUCGAACUCUCGAUCUUUUCGAAGCACUAUAAAACGGAGAUAUCAUCGUUUGACGUAGCUACUGGUAGAUGUGAUCGUUUCGGGCAGGACGAGUAUGACUCAAGAUGUCUUCUCGUCUACUCUGGGAUUCAUUACGAUGCACUCACCUUAUCUCCAUUACCUUCCUCACCACCUUCUUUCCACACUACCAUAUUCCCAAUAACAGAUUCAUCGAUUCUACCAACAGCUGAAAAGUUAAUAAGUCAACUGAAAGCAAGACAUUAUUAUACCGAUACAUCAAAUUUCGAUUUACGUUGUCAGAUUUGUAAACUAGGUUUAAUAGGUGAAAAAGGUGCAAGAGAACAUGCUACCAAAACUGGACACGUUCAAUUUGGAGAAUACUGA